Molecule: messenger RNA, 2142 nt
Organism: Sporothrix schenckii 1099-18
Lineage: Eukaryota; Fungi; Ascomycota; Sordariomycetes; Ophiostomatales; Ophiostomataceae
Product: folylpolyglutamate synthase
Exons: 1
Coding region: 1-2142 (713 amino acids)
Biological process (GO): tetrahydrofolylpolyglutamate biosynthetic process
Cellular component (GO): mitochondrion; cytoplasm; cytosol
Molecular function (GO): tetrahydrofolylpolyglutamate synthase activity; ATP binding
Source: RefSeq, a predicted model, not a curated record
AUGUCUUUAACCGAACAGUUCAUAGACCAUGAUUGCGCUUGCCGAAAAUCUCUCCUCAAAAGGGCAAGCAAUAUUGUCGUGUCUGCCGUUUCGUUUACGGCUACGGCAACGCAACAUCUCACUCCGAGUGGUCGGGGGUUAACAUUGACAACUGCAACUACAGAAACUGUUGACGUUUUCAUGUUGUGGAUGUACGCCGGGCAUAUUACGACAGCGCCAACAGCAGCAAGGCGCUUGGGUGCAAUAUCAAACGCGUUCCGAAGGACCCUGCCAAUUGCCAAGUGUGGCCCUGCGCGGCCAGCUUCUACUGUUCAUCAUCACGGCAAAAAUAUUCUUUUUGAACAAGGCCUAGUUCGAAAGCACCCGAAGGUGGGAUUUGAUCAUCGAAGCCCGUCCUCGCUGAUUGCACCAAAGAUGGCGUCUCUCUCUGCUGGUCUCCGCCAUGACCAGGGAAAGAAGGAUAAGGGCGGUGCUGGCUACCUAAACUUUGCAGCCAUACCUCAGACAUACGAUGGUGCUUUGCGCCUUUUGUCACUACUGCCGACAAACCGUGAUGUGACGGCCCUCUUUGAGACGCCUCCCAAGGGUGAAGAUGGCGCUCCAUUCGACUUCAACUCUCUUGCGGUCCCGGAGGUCGUCGCGUGGAUGGCUCGUGCGGGCUACUCCGAUAUACCGAAGGAUCUGGCGCCCUUGAAGUGUAUCCACAUUGCGGGAACCAAGGGGAAAGGAUCUGUAUCGGCCUUUACCACGGCCAUUUUGGUGGAAGCGGCCAAAACUAACGGUUCCACUGUCGGCCGGGUCGGCACCUACCUUUCGCCUCAUGUCGUCUCGGUCAGGGAGCGCAUCUGGCUGGAUGGCAAACCCAUCAGCCGUGAUCUGUUCACCAAGAACGUCUUUGACAUGUGGGCACGGCUUAGCGAGGCAGCAGCAGCAGCUGAUCCCUCUGAUCCGGAUCCUUACGGCGCACAUACAAAGCCAUUUUACUUCCGGUUCUUGACGCUGCUGGCAUUCCACAUUUUUCUACAGCAGGGGGUACGUUCGGCUGUCAUUGAGUGCGGGAUUGGGGGCGAGUACGACGCAACCAAUAUUUUACCUGCCACGUCCGUCACUACCGCUGUUGUUACGCGUCUUGGUAUUGACCAUGUUGCUAUGCUAGGCCGCACUCUUGAAGAGAUAGCGUGGCACAAGGCGGGUAUUUUCAAAGAGGGAGUUACCGUUUUCACACUACAACAAGGCCCUGGCGAUUACGAGCUGAGCGAUAAAGCAAUGCCGCCCGGAGAGAGCAAAAAGGACAGAGAAGCUGCUGUUGCUGUUCUCCAUUCGAGAGCCGCAGAGAAAAAUGUAAAGGACUUACACGAAUUGCGCCCAGACGUCGUCGCUCAGUGGUCAGGGGUUCCGGGUGCUAGCCUGCCUGGAAAGUUCCAGAAGUUUAACAUGGCCCUUGCAGUUGCUGCUGCCUGUCACCACCUGUGCAAAGUGGGCAUUGCAGGCGACAAGGCGUUCGAUUUAACUGCCGCUGUUUUCGACCCGUCCAACCUCCCGGAAUAUUACGUGUCUGCCUUGGCGAAGGUUACACUUCGUGGCCGUUGCGAAAGCAUCAUGGAUACACAAAGAGGGUCUUGCUCAGUGCAGUACAUCGUCGACGGCGCCCACACGGCUGACAGCUUGGGGGAGGUGGCGCGAUUUUUUUCCGCCCGACAAAGCACCAUCGACAGUGCCUCAACAAAAGGUGUGGUAGCUCCACGGUCAAAACGCAUACUUCUCUUCAGUGUGCGUGAUCGCAAACCGGGCGACCUUAUACGAGCUCUUCUGUCAGGUGCCAACGACGGAGGUAAAGCAACAAGUACUACCUUUUUCGACGACGCAUUUUUUGUGUUUCCACCAGAGGCUGAGGCAGCGCGCGCAGAAGCUCUCGUUGCAAUGCAGGCCGUCAGUCCAGACACGGUUUGCCAGGCCGUCGACACUGUUGCAGCUGCGAUUGGUCAGAUUCGUGCUCUUGCCGCUGAGCCUGUGGAUUGUUUUGUUGGCGCUUAUGCAGAUGCUACAGCCAUCCCAUCACAAUCGUGCCAUGUCCUGGCUACGGGAAGUUUUGUGCUGGCGCGCGAAGUGCUCCAGGAGUUGGAUGCCGAAUUUGAAGAAUAG